AUUCCAUGCUGGUUUCCGUCGUGGGCAUGGCGCUGUACACUGGAUAUGUCUUCAUACCCCAGCACAUCAUGGCGAUAUUGCACUAUUUUGAAAUUGUGCAAUGACCAAGAUGUGAUCAGGAUCAAGAAGUUCCUUGGAGAAGAUCCGCCCUACACAGUUGGAAUGAGACUUCCUCGGAUGUUGCAAGAAACUACUGGAUGUCAGCAUAACCAACCUUAUAAAUACAAAGACUAACCUUCAUGAGUAGAACAGGAAACUCAUCCUGACUCAUGCGUUGUGUUCUUUAUUUUUAAUUUUAGAAAAGGCUCUUGUAUAGUAGUUUUUGUCUACUUUAACAUUGUAGUCAUUUGUACUUUGAUAUUAGUAUUUUCUUAACCUUUGUGACUGUUUGAAUAUUACGCCAUGAAAGCUUUUUUUAAUGUAACUUUGAGUACAUUUUAAUUGCCUUCUAUUUUUAAAACCCGAAGUAAUUAGUUGGGUUUUAUCGUUCUUGCUAUUGUAUGGCAUAUACACCUGCCCGGAUAAAUUUCUACUCUUGACCAAAGUUUUGUAAGAAAUAACAAGAUUUGGAGCAGAGGGCCAGGGAGAGAAGAGGAUAUUUUAUUGAGAAUUAUUUACAAGGCCGAGGAUUUAGCUCAGUGACGCAG
Chinchilla lanigera (long-tailed chinchilla) is the source of this 647-nucleotide messenger RNA. It is a transcript of the gene Sptssa, whose product is annotated as serine palmitoyltransferase, small subunit A. Lineage: Eukaryota; Metazoa; Chordata; Mammalia; Rodentia; Chinchillidae. The record is from RefSeq and is a predicted model, not a curated record. Gene Ontology annotation, molecular function: serine C-palmitoyltransferase activity. Gene Ontology annotation, biological process: ceramide biosynthetic process. Gene Ontology annotation, cellular component: serine palmitoyltransferase complex.